Neodiprion fabricii is the source of this 7041-nucleotide messenger RNA. It is a transcript of the gene Pka-R2, whose product is annotated as cAMP-dependent protein kinase type II regulatory subunit. Bases 1747 to 2913 code for a protein of 388 amino acids. Gene Ontology annotation, biological process: regulation of protein phosphorylation. Gene Ontology annotation, cellular component: cAMP-dependent protein kinase complex. The transcript is spliced from 9 exons. Lineage: Eukaryota; Metazoa; Arthropoda; Insecta; Hymenoptera; Diprionidae. The record is from RefSeq and is a predicted model, not a curated record. Gene Ontology annotation, molecular function: cAMP-dependent protein kinase regulator activity.
UACAGUUGCGGAAACUUGAAAAUACGAAACUUGAGGGGUUUUAGAAAGUCAACUAGGUAAACGGGAAUUUUUCUCGAUGUGUUUCUUUACAUCGCGAUUCUGCACAGAAGCAGUUCACCAAUAUCGAUCCUGUCAAUCAUUUCUAUUCAUGUCUUCCACACCGUACGAGGAGGGGAAUAAACAUCUGCAAAACGGUUGAUUUUUAAUGAAUUACGUUUCCCGCGUUCUCAAUUUCGAACAGUUGGCAGCCCCUAUCGAGUGCAUGGGAAGCAGUGGGAAGCAUACAAGCAGCGGUAGAUCAGGCACAAAGGCUGCCAGUCUUACGGACUUUAGAGUGAAGGAAAAGGGUGCCGAAAUUUGGAGUAUUCUGCUAUGCCGGCUCGAGUUUAUACUGGGAUCCCAUAAGACUAGCCGAUGUACAGGCUCGAUAAAGUAGCGGUGCUAAAGGCAGUCGACUCCGCUCGACACGGACGCACGGGGGCGGGGACCGGAAAUCAGAGUCGGCUGGUAUCGCAGGGUGAUGAUAACAGAGCGGCUAGGGUAUUACAAAUGUGGGAAUAAACGGUGUGCUGUUUCGCUCCUCUCACACCGCCCGGUGCUCCAGGUGUAUCGGGUAAAGGGGUAAACCUUUGUUCGAAAGCUCGCGUGUCGCUCAGGGGAGUUGAGCCGAGCCAAUCGACCGAAGGAGAGACACUCAAGAAAAUCGAGCCAGCGGUCGCGGCAGCCGCGAGCGGCGAAAACUGAAAACUGUGCGAACGCCGUCCGUGCGGCUGAAAUUCAUCGGCCAUAUUUGACAGAGCAAGAGAGAGACAGAGAGUGAGCGAGCGGGGGAGAAGGAAGAGAAGGCGGAGGAAUAGGAGGAGGGCGAACAAGCAGCAGAAGACUGAUUUGAAGCGAACGAGGUUCUAGGGGGGGCCCGCUUCAAACCGUCCGAAAUUCUCAGGAACGAGAGCUAAAAUCCUUGACGACCUAUCGCGCGAUUCAAAAAGAUCAUCGAGGAGCCGAGGACGUUCGAAUUACGCGGAUAACGGCCGUCCGUCCACCGCGAGCCCCUUUCAUCCCCCCCGUCUCUCUCACUUCCGCUGAUAAAGAGCGCUAACUAAUACGUAUACUCGGAUAAAAAGUAGCGAAGAAGGAGAAAUCGAAACAACUGAAAGAAGCAAGAAAUACAUCGCGCUCCGACGGACUACCCAUCCAAUCACGUUUUUCGUAUUUUAAUGUGGAAAUUCGUGAGACGCGAGUUAUCGAACUUGAGUUUCGGGCGGUGAUUGCGGCAAGAAGCAGGAAGACGAGAGCUGGGCGACCGACCCUUGUACAUAAUCGGGCAUAACAGCCCCGGCGUGUGUAAACUGUGCGUGUUUUCUCUCGGUGUUGUAUAAGUUAGUGCGCGUACGGCAGGCAGACGGGCAGGCAGGCAGGCAGAGGUUCUCGUUUCCUCUCUGUCGUUAACCAUUUUCCGUACAAACCUCCUCGUACGCCCUUUUCGCAUGGGGUCGAGGAGGUCGGCCGCGCGGCUUGCAAUUAAUCGUGAGAACAACGAUAGGAAAGAUUGAGAGGAGAGAAAAGUAACUGAAAACCUUUACGUGCGUGCGUGCGUGUGCGUGUGUGUGUGUGUGUGCUUCACUUUUUAUACUCAUAUAUGUGACCGUUGCAGUAACGUACUAGCUGUUAUCGUCUGCAAUCGCGAGUACACGAAUUCUGCGCUGAUACAAUUAGGGUAUUAGGUAUACCAUCCCCCUAACAAACAUGAGCUGUCAAAGGAAUCCGGGAAAAAUCACAGUGCCGGACGAUCUCCGGGACAUACUCCUCGAGUUCACCAUCAGCUAUCUGCUCGAGCAGCCCGGCGACAUCGUCGAUUACGCCGUCGACUUCUUCACGAGACUCAGGGAGACUCGUCAGACCCAGAUUAUAGCCCCCAGCCAGCAGCAGUCGAAUGCCCAGACAUGCUCAUCGACCCCCGACGAGUCGGUCGACGACGAACCACCGGUGGCGAGGUUCGCGACGAGAAGGAAGAGUGUUUUCGCAGAGACUUACAACCCGGAGGAGGAUGAAGAUGAGGAAGGCAUCAAGAUGGUGCAUCCGAAGAGCGAUCAGCAGCGGCUUAGGUUGGGUGAAAGCGUUAAGACCAUCCUGCUUUUCCGGGCCCUCGACAAGGAACAAAUGGCCGACGUGCUGGACGCGAUGUUUGAGAAAACGGUCGAAGCCGGUGAUUAUAUAAUACGGCAAGGGGACGACGGCGAUAAUUUCUAUGUCAUCGAAAAGGGUAAAUUUGAGGUUUACGUCAAGGAUCCGUCAGGUGCUGAUGUCCUGAUACACACCUAUGACAACAGCGGUGCCUUCGGCGAAUUGGCACUGCUCUACAACAUGCCAAGGGCGGCGACGAUCAAGGCCAUCACUCCUGGUACCCUGUGGGCGAUGGACAGGCAGACCUUCCGACGAAUCCUGCUAAAGUCUGCGUACAAGAAACGCAAGAUGUACGAGGAUCUGAUCAAUAAAGUUCCCAUGCUCAAGUCGCUCGAGAAUUAUGAACGCAUGAACCUGGCCGAUGCUCUGGCGCCAAAACACUUUGUCGAUGGCGAGCUUAUAAUAAAGCAAGGCGACAUCGCUGAUGGAAUGUAUUUCGUUGAGGACGGCGUGGUCAAAAUUACUAUUCUCGGUGAUAACGGUAGAGAAGUUGAGAUCAACCGCGUACCUGCCGGUGGCUACCUAGGUGAGUUAGCCCUGGUCACGCACAAGCCACGAGCGGCGUCAGCUUACGCGGUCGGCAACGUUAAGCUGGCAUUUCUGGACGUCGAGGCUUUUGAACGUCUCCUCGGCCCCUGCAUGGAAUUGAUGAAACGAAAUAUCGAGGACUAUGAAGACCAAUUGAUCAAGAUAUUUGGAAGCAAAACUAACAUCUCUGACGUUCGAUGAACAUCUUGAUGUCGACGACGAUUAUUCUUAUUCUUCUUCUUCCAAUAACACCACAACACACAACAACAACAACAACAAAACACGCAACCAUCGGCACAAAAUAUAGGAAAACAUGUAUGCGACAAACUUAAUUAAUUAAUUGAUCGACUACAUACGUAUAGAUACAUUAUAGACGUAUAAUCACACUUAGCAUGACUCUAAAAACGUCUAAACCAGAGUAAACUUUAAUCAAAAAAAAUAAAUAAAUAAAAAAAAACGAAGAAAAGUAGCAACAAAAAAAAAUUGAAUAAUCUACCACCGGCUUUGUUCAGCACCGAUUUUCAACCGCUACAUGAUCCUGAUAUAUUCUUGUCAAAAUCGCUAUUAUCGGUGUAUAUACAUGUACAUGUACGUACUCUUUCGGAUAAUGACAGAGUAUCAUUCGUCAUUUUAACUCAACAAUACUAUAAUACUUAAUUUAUUAUUUUUAUCUAGUUAUUUAUAUCGUACCCAUUGGGACCUCUCUCACUUUCUCUCUCGCUCUUUUCUCGAGUUAGUUUUAGGUUUCCAUUACUUUUUUUUUCGUUUUUUCAUUUUAUUUUUCAUCCCUAUUGUGUUUAUUACUUGUAUUAUUUCGUAUGAUCAAUCGAUCGUCUGAUCGGUACCCCGUUGUAUAAUAUUCAUUGGCUCUGUAAUGCUAGUAGACAUUAGAUCUGCCUAACUUUGAUUAUUCAGUUCGCUUGUGUGAAAAGUUGACAGUGUAAACAGGAAAGAAAAUACAAAGCACGGUUAUAUUGUACACAUGGUAUAUAACGUUCGAGUAUUAGUAUUAAAUCGUUUUCACGAAUCUCAACUUGGAAUACACGUUUCCAUGUUUUUUUAUCUCAGCAUAAAUUUUCCUCUACAUAACACGCGCGCGUCCUAACAAAACGAUAGUCUUAAUUAUGAAACACUUAUGAGAAAUGUAUAUUUAAGAAAUUUAUUUUCAAAACGGAAGCUACAAAUUCAGGGGGAAAAAAUUAAAGCAAGCCACAGUGAAUAAAUUUCUAUGUUGUUAUAUUCUUAUUUUCUCUUUCUUCUCUCCCUCUCUCCGUCUCUCAAUCUCUCUAGGAUUGAUCGGAGGGUGCGUGAUAUUUGGAAUUAUGAAAAUAAUGGGGCGUUUUUUUGCGUGAAGAGAAACAAGGGAUCAAGAGAGAAAACAAAGCACAGCAGAGGGAAAAAAUAUUAUACAGAAAGAAUUGAGAGUUUCAACAAAACAAUAAGUAGCCAAAGUUUUAAUGUUCAAGUCAAUGCUCAAGUCUUUUUUAAUGUCCAAAUAUUUUUAUUUGUUCUUCAAUCGUUUGGUUCUUACUCUUCCUUCUUGUCGUGUCUCUCGUUUUCAUUCGUCUCAAUUUACUACAACUAUACUUAAAUCCUACGAAACUGAUUCGGGCACAGGCUUUACACAGCGUAUUAAAACGAGCUUCAUCACUUUUUAAACUGAACUAUAAUUGAUAAUGCUCAUGUCGCACAAUACCUUACCAUCGUAAAUAUUAUAAUAUAAGCGAUAAUGCGAAUUUUCACACAAACUCUGUCCACCUUAAUAUUAAACACCCGUGUAUAUCUAAACUAUACUGUACUAUCUAUACAGCACUAUUAUUAAAACUAUUAUUAAACUAAAUUGAUGUCGUGGAAGAGGAUAGAAGAAGUGCAAAGGAAUAACAUAGGUACAUAUAUUCUGCUGGUGGAAUAAGUAUAUAUUAUCGAAACAAAUAUAUAUAUUUAUUAAUUUUUAAUCACACGCACUUAUGUUUGUGUAUUAUUAUUACUACAAAAACUAAGAGAAAAUAAGAAAGAUAUAUUAUCGUGCCAUUGUAAAGUUGUGAUAUUGUGUUACGAACGGGCGAGUUCACCGCUUCAUCUUCUGUCCUUCCUAAUCGUCGCCAAAUAAUUUUUUUCAAACUUUUCAAGCCUAAUUAUGAAAUCAACGUACGCUAAAUUAUCGACAAAAAUCCGCCCUGCAUAAAAAAAAAAAAAAAAAACUUACGUCUGUUAAUUGGCCUUUUAUUUAUUUAUUUAUUUAUUUAUAUUCUCUGAUUGUUACGAUAAUGACAACAUAAUUUACCGUCGCUUCUUUUUUUUCCUUUUUUCCCAUGCAUUUACCUUCCUUAAACUCUUUUUCUAUCUCUCUAACUAUCUCUUAGUGUUAAUAAGAAUAAAGUAUGUACACAUGUACAGAGGCGCGCAAAGCCCGCGUUCUUCACGGUGACAAUCUAAAAAGCAACAGGAAAAAAAAACAUGUUAUGAAGGAAUAAAUGGAUACAAUGAAUGUUUAAAAGUUGCAAAAAAAAUUAAAAUAAAAAUUACCAAAAAAAAUGAAUAAAAAAAAUUAAACAAAAACUCGCAAGAAAGAGAAACAAAUUUAAAAGAAUAACUCACUGCCAAUUACAGUUGAGAUUAUAAACAGUUUGUUGUUACGGGCUUAAAAUAUUGAGACGUCAUGAUUUGUCGUUUAAAAGAACUUGCUUUUCAACUAGCUGACUGUUUGUUGUAUUCCCUAUUUGAUGGUUGUAUAAAUCAGAAUCUGGCAGAAUGAAGGAUGAAAAAGAAAAUAAAUUUGAAAAAAAAAUAAAUAAAAAAUUAACCAAGAAAAUCGUAGUCAGUACUCAUCGUAUUGCGACGUAUAAUCAUAUUUCAAAACAUAUUUCUUCGUUCAAAAGGUCUGUAAUUAUCACGAAAACAGCUGUCAAGAUCGCCAAUCGUUUUCAACGAUGCAUAAAAUUUUUUAAUUUACUCCUUCAGAAUAAUGCACACGGAUAUGAAUAUUUUUAACAUAUUUCGAGCGUUCAAAUAAAUGGAAUGAAAAGAACUAAACUAAACGAAAAGAGACCGACACAUAUGAAUAGAUUUAUAAUAAAUGGACGAACCGCUUCCUAUUAUUCAUAUUAUAUUCAUUAUUUAUGUUAAGUGAAAGAAAGCAAAUUAAAAACUAUAUAUAUACAUCUAUAUAUAAAUAUUAUAAUAAAUUAAUGUAUAUUACUAAGAGAAAUAAGAAGGAAAACACUAAAAAGUAUAACAAAACUUUCCAGGGUUUUUUUUCUCCUUUUUUUUUAUAAUAUAUAUUAUUUAUAUAUACAUAUAUAUAUUGAUAUAACAUAAUCACAAAGGAAAGUUGUUAAAGUAUUAAGAACAUGCGCAAAAACAUAACGCAAUAGAAAAACACUUAUAACAUCACAUUCACGCAUGCUCAUUUGCUCAGACACACGAUUAUAUUUAGAAGAAAAAGACAAAAAAAAAAAAAAAGCAAAAACAAAGCAACCCAUACCUGCUGUUAUACGUUACUAUAUACCAUACUGUCAUAUAUAGAAUACAAAUCCAUAUUAUCGUAUUAGGUACCAUGAUAUAUAAUGAUGUACGUAUCACAUUCAUGAACCGGGGGAAUUAGGAAUUCCUACUUUUCUGUAGACAUUUUCAUUCGGAUAUGACACUUACAAUUAAUUGUCGCUAUUCGUUUCCACACAACAUGCUUAUAAAUAUACAUGAUGAUAAUAAUAUAUGCAUGAAAUGAAAAUGAAUAAAAAACUAAUGUUAGUAUAUGGGGAUAAAAACACAGUAAACGUUGUCGGAAGAGAGUGUAAUAAUUACAAUUAUCAACGUUUUUAGAUUAUAAAUGUUUGCUCUUUAGUUCGGAUUAUUUUGUCUUCUCUAAUGCUUUCGUCUUAAAUAAUAUGUCUCUUCCGCUUGACCAGAGUCAGCUGAAUCGCACAUGUACUUAACUAUGUUUAAAUAUCGUGAAAAAUGUUUUAAUACUUUGUGUUGUGUUCCGAUUUUUACUUGUAGAAGGUUUUAUUUAAUACAGGCAAUCAUUAUAUUAUCGGCAGCGGUGAUUAACUUACCAGUACUAGAACAAGAUUUAAUCCUUGACUGGAUUCAGAUACCUGGUAUGUUCUAUCACUGAAAUAGAACAAGUUGCGCUAAUAAUUAAUCUACUAUCUCUGCUCGAUUCCAGCUGGUCUGAUCGGAUGCACAGGCUCGUUCCGCACAGCAAUGUGAGCAUGCCAAUAAAUUAUUGUAUGUGAUCAGUAUACAUACUUUUAAUAAUAAUAUCAAUAAUAGCUAUUGUAAUAAUAAUAAUGAUGAUAAUGAUAAUAAUAAUAACAAUAAUAAUAA